GGGAACUUUUCCAUACUAUGACUUUUGUCUAACGCUUCACUGGGGCCAGGCUCCGGGUGUGAAGGGGGCUCUUUUACCGGGAACACACAGAGAGGGGAAACAAAGGGAGAAGUGGACUUCUCGGACAAGAAGAGAAGAUUGAAAGUAUCAGCGUCGUGAAGAUGAGCUUAAUGUCUGCCAUCGACACCAGUGCCUCCGUGUACCAGCCCGCCCAGCUCCUCAACUGGGUCUAUCUGUCCCUGCAGGACCCUCACCACCAGACCAGCGCCUUUGACGCCUUCAGACCCGAACCCAACUCUUCCCACCCGGACCUCAACUACAGCAAGAGUCCGGACUUGAGCUCCUCGCUCAACUCCAACUAUCUCAACAACUUCUUGCAGCUGCAACGCAACGAGGCCUUAAACAACAACGUAUAUAAGAAUGUAUCGCCCUACGGCUCCCUCAACAACAUCGUGGAUGGACUCAACUCCCUGACGGACCACUUCUCAGACCUUACCCUGUCAUCAGAACCAAGGAAGCCCAACAAGAGACCCCCGCCCAACUACUUGUGCCACCUGUGCUUCAACAAGGGCCACUACAUCAAAGACUGCCCUCAGGCUCGUCCUAAAGGGGAAGGCCUGACCCCCUACCAGGGCAAGAAGAGAUGCUUUGGCGAGUACAAGUGUCCCAAGUGUAAGAGGAAGUGGAUGAGCGGCAACUCCUGGGCCAACAUGGGACAAGAAUGUAUCAAGUGCCACAUCAACGUCUACCCACACAAGCAGCGUCCGUUGGAGAAGCCGGACGGUCUGGACGUGUCGGACCAGAGCAAAGAGCACCCCCAGCACCUGUGUGAGAAGUGCAAGGUCCUGGGUUACUACUGCCGCCGUGUGCAAUAAAACGCUUGGAGCUUACGAGUCAUCCUCCCAGC
Messenger RNA from Nerophis lumbriciformis (worm pipefish), 907 nucleotides. RefSeq names its product zinc finger, CCHC domain containing 24 (gene zcchc24). The record is from RefSeq and is a predicted model, not a curated record. Gene Ontology annotation, molecular function: nucleic acid binding; zinc ion binding. NCBI's taxonomy places the organism in Eukaryota, Metazoa, Chordata, Actinopteri, Syngnathiformes, Syngnathidae.